Molecule: messenger RNA, 1590 nt
Organism: Oryza sativa Japonica Group (Japanese rice)
Lineage: Eukaryota; Viridiplantae; Streptophyta; Magnoliopsida; Poales; Poaceae
Source: RefSeq, a predicted model, not a curated record
CUCGUCUACCACCUCUGCGCAGCGCACGCCUCCCCAGCCCAGAAGCUGAACCAUCGCGUCGUUCAUCAGCAGCGGAGAAGCCAUCCCGCUUCCCGCAUCAUCUCUCCCACCACAACCAAACCCUAACCCCACCCACCCCAACCAUGGAGUUCGCUCGCCGAGCCACCGCCCCGGUCGACGCCGACGACGGCUGCGGCGUUCCCCACCCGUCCCCGCGCGUGCAGGUGACGAUGGACGCGCUCCGCCGGGAGCUCUGGGAGGAGGGCAUUCGUCAGGAGGUCAUUGCUGCUGAAAUUGCUGAGCAGAGAGAACUGGAGGCCAAGGUCCAGCGCGAUACUGGAUUGCUCUGUGAUGUGCCCUCGCGAUUGUCCGUCAGCUUCCAGCCGGUCCGCGGUGACACAUUCCCUUCGCCUCAUGGUGAGCUUUGGUUAGGAGGACCGAUGGCAAUGCCUGCAGGAGCAUCCAUGUUUAGAGUGCCUGUGAAAGAUCGGAUCGAGGAAUGGUAUCGACCUCCAUGGGAUAGGACAGCAGAUGAAGAGAAUGCAUCUUUUAAUGCGCUCUACAAGGAAGCUACACGUAUCAGUCUCAACGAUCACAUAUGUUGCCUGGUUUGUUGGCAGUUGAAAUUGAAUGGAAAACAAUAUAACUAGAUAAGGGAAAUUUAUCUCCAAGGGAAAUGUAACCUGAAGCUAUGCAGAUCAUAUUACUGAAUUCGGUAGCUUUACCGGUGCCCAAUAAUAUGUUCAUAGAUAUGAUUUUUAUGUCAAGGAUAGAAACAAUAUUAUUCUUGCCUUUUCUCAAAAAAGAUUGACCAUGUAAUUUCUAUUUUCUAAUAAUUUUUCAUCAUAACACAGGCCAAGAUGCGUAGAAAGGUGUCAUCUGGAGUGAAGAGGAAAAGGGGUGCAGAUACUUUCCAGAUGAACAACAAAAAAAUAUGUGUGCCAAGGAGCUGUGAUGGAAUCCAAGUGAAUACACAAUGAAUUUUAUUUCGAGGAGCACUCUGCUGGCCAUAGGAACGAGGAAAACAAUGCUUUGGAAUCAAGAAAGGAAGCUAUUGGGACGAAGAAGAAAGUAGAAACAGAGUCCUUAUCUGUCACACGGCAUUAUCCACCAACAUGGAAUUAUGGUAUUUGCAAAGCCAAUUGUUCAAGUGAACUGGACUUAAAAAAUCACCUAAGAGGUAGGAGGCACCAAGAAAACUUAGAAGCCCUGAAGAGAGAAGACAAGGAAAUGGAAGCAAAGGUGUAUGCAAAGGAAGUGGCGCAGUUUGUUGAAAAGAACCAAAAGUUUGUGCCAAGAUGGAGUUGCAGCACUUGCAAGGCUAAUUGCACAUCUGCAUCUGACUUGGAGAAUCACUUCCGGGGUAGAAGGCACCAACAGAACGUAGGAAGGAGUUCAAACGUGGUAAUGCUCCGUGCAUAAGCAUUACUGCAUACAACUGAGAUGCGGUUGCAGACCUGAAGAUAUAGUUGGCAGAGGGGAUAUUGUCUAAUUUUGGGGGGUUUUUCAGGGUUACUCCCCUGUUCCCACGUCUCCUCCUUUAUAUUCUCUUAACAUUUACAAAUGGGUCCUAGGAACAUCACUUAUUUA